Messenger RNA from Durusdinium trenchii, 813 nucleotides. Lineage: Eukaryota; Dinophyceae; Suessiales; Symbiodiniaceae. The record is from the annotation of a GenBank genome assembly.
AUGAUGGAGGCGUCUGCAAAUCGAAUUUGGUUUGCCUACGUUGCAGACUACAAGUCGGUGCCAGCAUACUUGAAAGACCGAAUGGAGCUUCAACUGGGUGGCUAUGGCGUGGGGUAUCGUGGCAUGUGUCGCUUCAGGUCGGGUCCUAUUUUUGUGCAGCCAGUGAUGAAAGGCUUUGACUACGCUUGGACCUUGGACACGGAUGGCUAUUUUCCUGCAGAUCUCCACUCGGAUCCGCUUGAGCGGAUGUGGCGUGAAGACCGGGUCUACGGCUAUUCACAUGUGUCAAGAGACCAGGCUUCUGCUGUCCAGCAUUUCUGGGAGUUCUGUCGCUUGUACUUUGAGUCCAAAGGCAUCGAUGCAAAGGCUACGAAGAUGAUGCGACGCCUCACAGAUGCACUGGUUUUGCGGGACACCUACUGGCACGAAUGGAAUCGGGUGCUUUUCAUGAAUGACAUCGAAAUCACAAAGCUGUCGUGGUUUCAGAGCGAGAGGUACCAGGACUUCUUUCAAUUUCUGGACUCAGUGGGUGGGUUUUGGCUCUACAGAUGGGGAGACCACGCAGUUCGGACCAUUGCCAUUGCCCUUUUUCUUGAUCCAGAUUUGCUGAUGAGGAUGCAAGUGCCAUAUGGUCAUCAAAACACAUGCCGCUGUGGAGGUGAAAGACCUGAAGAGGUUUGUGUACGUGCUUCGACAUCGGAUUGGUGGCGCUGUAUCCACCGUUCGGAAGUGAGCAGCCUACCUCCAGGAACCAUCGUUGCCUCUGGUGAAGUAGAGACUGUGAAGGAGGAGAUUCUCUUUGGCGGUGAGUAG